Molecule: messenger RNA, 1798 nt
Organism: Boeremia exigua
Lineage: Eukaryota; Fungi; Ascomycota; Dothideomycetes; Pleosporales; Didymellaceae
Product: transcriptional regulator of RNA polII, SAGA, subunit-domain-containing protein
Exons: 2
Coding region: 84-1436 (450 amino acids)
Biological process (GO): regulation of transcription by RNA polymerase II
Cellular component (GO): SAGA complex
Molecular function (GO): transcription coactivator activity
Source: RefSeq, a predicted model, not a curated record
UCGGCCCGCAAACACGUCCCUGACUGCAACAACGACGACAUCGCCAGCCAUUGCGCGCACCCAACUUUUCAAUCAACGCCAAGAUGGCGACAAUCCAGCCAAAUGACACGGAUAUGUCUAAUACAGGCACUCUGCCCUUCUCCAGCAUCCCCGACCUCGACCCUCCUCUUACGCUCAAGAAGUCUACUGCCGAACGCAGACCACGUAUCGAUGUCGAGCCCCUUUAUUCGGCCGUAAAAGGCGCAAUAAACGAUACCGAUUGGACAACUUAUAAGACAAGUUUGACGCAAUUCCUCCUCGGCAACCUCAAUCAGGAGGAAUUGAGCUUCAAGCUGGGCAAGAUACUCAAUACUCUUGCACUAGAGCAUGCACACAAUACGCUGGUCGCCGCGAUCUACGCGAACAUAUGGCGCGACGUGCCUGAGGCUGGUAUCGCCAGCUGGGUGUCGAGUACAGACAAGCCAUCAAGCAGUACAGUCAAGGGGCAAGGGGAUGAGAGCGAGAAGAGACUGAAAUAUGAGGUUAUGCAAUUGUCAAGGAGGGAGAGGAAGAGGCUGAAGACUAUACCUGCGGCAGAGACUGUGUCUGUGGGAGGGCAGGACGGAGCAGCGGCCGGCGCAUUAGGCCCCGUAAACGAGCUGAUUGAGAUGAAGAGAGGGAAACAGCCGGAGGUUGGUCCAGUGGGCCCAGCGGGCGGUUACAAGACGAACUGGGACAUCGAGAUUCGAAAGCGCUACACUGCGCCCCUAUUCAGCGAAACCCACGAAUUCCCUACCGCCUCCUCCAUAUCCGCGCGCCUCCUCCCCUCAUGCUACGAAUUCGGGCUCCCCCAGGGCCACAGCCCCGACUGCCCCGACCUCAUGAACCUCGCGACCGAGACCUUCAUCAAAGAAGCCCUAGUCUCCUUCCUCGGCAAAGUCGCCACCAAUGGCGACGGCUACGUGCGCACCGGGGCCUUCAAGAAGCGCGUCGAGAAAGAAGAAGCUCUGGCCGACCGCGGCGAGCUGACCCGCGACGCCAAAGGCGACCUGCCCGUCGAGCAGGAGGAGCGCCGCAAGCGCAAACUGCUUUGCAUGGAGGACCUGCGCCUCGCGCUGCAGCUCGGCGACGGAUAUCUGGGCCAGGCGCCCAUCAUCGCGGGCAACAUCAUCAACGCCUCGUUCCUUGAUGUACCGGGCAUCGAGGACGUGUAUCCCGCGCCGCAGAAGAAGCGGGACAGGCCGAAUGGUAUUGUUAAUGGUGUGGGGCAGGACAAGAGUGGGCUGGCGAGGUGGCUGGGCGAGGGCAUCACGGUGGAUUUCAAGACUGCGGGCGACACGGAUCGGAUGCAGAUCGAUGGGGACGAUGAGAUGGCGCACUGGAACGGCGGGAGUGUGGGCGAUGUAGCGGAUUUGGACGGCGCGCUGGACGACGUGCUGAACUUGGGGGAUAUGUGAGCGUUGGGACGCUGGCGCGGCGCGGUUGCGCUUUGCGGCGUCGGCUUUGUGCUUUGCGCGUUGCGUUUCGCGCUGCGCUAUUUGGACUACGGGCCAUGCUUUGUGGCCUUGGCUCUUGUUUUGUAUGCUGCAUGGGACGGAGUCUAGCAUUUUCGGUUGGCGUACGGGCCGUGGACGAUACCCUUUGGGACGGAGUGUUGAUCUUGGUUAUGUGCGAUUCAAUGCACUGUGGGCGCUCGGUUGGUACGAGUAUAGAUGGGGACGAUAAUGUACUUGUUAGGCAGUGCAAAAUUCUGGUACACAUUCAUUGGUGGUUCUUUUGAUCUGUUUUUCCUACUCUCUGGCGUCCUUCGCAAUGUCGA